UUGGAAACCAGGCAGACGGUUGGAAAACUUCUGCAACAAUGUCAACGUAGCAUGUUUAUACAGACACAAGAUACCCCAAAUCCAGAUAGCUUGAAAUUUUUACCAGGCGUCGAUGUCUUGGGUAAAGGCAAUACAUAUGAUUUCCCUGGUGUAUCGGCUGCAUAUUGCAGUCCAUUGGCCAAACUUCUGUUUCGAAUUGAGGGAGUACGUUCCGUAUUCUUUGGCGGUGACUUUAUAACAAUUUCCAAGGAGGAGGAAGCCGAAUGGGCUAUAAUUAAACCAGAAGUCUUUGCUGUCAUAAUGGAUUUCUUUGCCAGCGGUUUACCCAUCUUGAAUGAAGCCAAACCCAAUGCAGACACCCAAAUUAACGAUGAAGAUGAUGAUACAGUAAUGAUGAUCAAGGAAUUGCUGGAUAGUCGCAUUAGACCCACCGUACAAGAAGAUGGUGGUGAUAUCAUUUUUAUGGGUUUCGAAGAUGGUAUUGUCAAAUUGAAAAUGCAAGGUUCCUGUUCAUCUUGUCCCAGUUCUAUUGUCACCCUUAAGAAUGGCGUUGAAAAUAUGUUACAGUUCUAUAUACCCGAAGUACAGGGUGUGGAACAGGUUUUUGAUGAAUCGGAUAAAAUUGCCGAUAAAGAAUUUCAAAAAUUGGAAGAGAAAUUAAAUGGCAAAGAUAAGGGUGCCACAACUGAAGCGAAGUAA
Molecule: messenger RNA, 699 nt
Organism: Musca vetustissima
Lineage: Eukaryota; Metazoa; Arthropoda; Insecta; Diptera; Muscidae
Product: NFU1 iron-sulfur cluster scaffold homolog, mitochondrial-like
Exons: 2
Coding region: 52-699 (215 amino acids)
Biological process (GO): iron-sulfur cluster assembly
Cellular component (GO): mitochondrion
Molecular function (GO): iron ion binding; iron-sulfur cluster binding
Source: RefSeq, a predicted model, not a curated record